Aspergillus saccharolyticus JOP 1030-1 is the source of this 675-nucleotide messenger RNA. RefSeq lists its product as uncharacterized. The record is from RefSeq and is a predicted model, not a curated record. Lineage: Eukaryota; Fungi; Ascomycota; Eurotiomycetes; Eurotiales; Aspergillaceae. The coding region runs from base 91 to 474 and encodes 127 amino acids. The transcript has 2 exons.
UUCCAACGGUCGCCUCACUAUUUCCUUGGGAUUCUGGAAGCUCAUAGCCAUCCUCCAUGUCGAGCUCAGAACCUGCUAUGCUGAGACAAGAUGCAGUCAUCUGACUCACUUGGCCGUACGCCGGAGGCACUCGUGCAGAAAGGGUCAGACCAGUUCCGGAAUGGGUCUGCCAAUGGUCGAGGGUUCACCAAUCCAUGUCGUUCAAUCUUGCCCGCGAGAGACGCCAGAAGGGAGACAGGAAGAAGCCCUGAUAUAGAGCUGAACCAGCAUGCAAUCAAAAAUAUCUGCCCGACGUUGCCGGAGUGGUUCUGCAUAAAGCGAGGCCAAUUUGCAAGGGCGCGGGCGGAGAUGGUCAUUGUUUCACUCUGUAGUCAAAUUGACCCGCCAAGACCUGCAGCGCCCCACGAGACAAUGAUGCUAUUUCUGGUGUCGACCGGCAGAUCCGGUGGGUUGCAGAAUGCGCCGAAUGUGUAGAUUGAGUGAGCUGUAUCAUGUCUGCGUGAAGGUGUGCUUCCUCUCAAUGGAGAGGAUUAUGUUUCUGCCUGGGACGGGCACAAGAGAUAACUUGGUAGUUGUGUCAACCGACUGAGUACACCGUAUACACGUGUAUCAAUCGGCCGGAUGGUGGACUCGAACCAGCUUGCAAGUUGCCACAACCGAAGGUAACUCAUCCCU